AUGUCCGUGCUGGCGCUCUUCCUCCUCCUGGCCCUGCCGCCUCCGGGGUUCGGGCAGCCCCCGGGGAGAUGGGGCCCGGCGUCCGAGAACAAAGAGCCCUCGGCGGCCCGAGCCAAGAGGUCUGACCCAGACUUUGAAGACGAUUACGAGGUCUACGAAACCCCGACGCCCGAGCGGUUGGACGGAGACAACGUGACCACCCCGACGCCAGCCGUCGUGGCCGAAGGAACGCAGCCGGAGGCCACGGGAGCCACGCAGGCCGCCGGGGCCCCUGGAGCCACGGUCUCGAUCGAAACCCCCAGCCCGACCCCCGAGCCUCCCGGAACACAGCCGGCUGCUGAGGAGAUGACGGAGACGACCACCGAGGCGGCCACCCUGGCGGGGCAGCGGACCACCCACGACGUCCCCACCGAGAGGGGAACUACAGAGGCGCCUCUCACGGAGGCGUCCCCUUCCGCGGUCCUGAGUCCGGGUCAGCCAGGCAGCCGCGGCUCCACUGUAGGGGCCGCGGGCACGAGCGCAGCGGCGAUCGCCACCACGGAGAAACCAGCCGCAGACCCGCUAGGCACCAGCCAGGCUUUGGCUUUAGACACGGAGGAGCCAGAGACCGCGACCCCGAGCGCCGGGCAGCCGCUCACAGACUCUCCCCCCAGCCGGGUCCCGGGCGCCGAGCUCGGCCCCAACCCCAGCAGCCCGGCUUCCUUCCUCAGCACGGCCCUCCCCACGCAGCACUCGGAGCCUCCCAAGCCCGAGGCGGCCACCGAGCCGAGCGGCCUCUCCGACGCCACCGCCCUGGUCGCCGUGGCCACCAGCGCCCCCUCGUUCCUGUCCGGCCACAUCCCCGUGCGCCAGUGCCUGCUGGCUGUGCUCAUCUUGGCCCUCGUGGCCACCGUCUUCCUCAUCUGCACGGUGGUGCUGGCCAUGCGGCUCUCCAGGAAGGGCCACACGUACCCGGUCCGCGAUUACUCUCCCACCGAGAUGGUCUGCAUCUCCUCCCUGCUGGCCGACGGCGAGGGGCCGCCCACGGCCAAUGGGGGCCCGCCGGGUGCCAAGCCCCAGCUUCUGAAGCCGGCCGCGGGGUCGGGGGAGGACUGCGAUGGGGACGAUCUGACCCUUCACAGCUUCCUCCCUUAA
Gracilinanus agilis (Agile Gracile Mouse Opossum) is the source of this 1134-nucleotide messenger RNA. RefSeq names its product selectin P ligand (gene SELPLG). Lineage: Eukaryota; Metazoa; Chordata; Mammalia; Didelphimorphia; Didelphidae. The transcript is spliced from 2 exons. Bases 1 to 1134 code for a protein of 377 amino acids. The record is from RefSeq and is a predicted model, not a curated record. Gene Ontology annotation, cellular component: plasma membrane. Gene Ontology annotation, biological process: leukocyte tethering or rolling; hemopoiesis.